Molecule: messenger RNA, 1311 nt
Organism: Penicillium alfredii
Lineage: Eukaryota; Fungi; Ascomycota; Eurotiomycetes; Eurotiales; Aspergillaceae
Product: putative DNA 3'-phosphatase Tpp1
Exons: 9
Coding region: 1-1311 (436 amino acids)
Biological process (GO): DNA repair
Molecular function (GO): ATP-dependent polydeoxyribonucleotide 5'-hydroxyl-kinase activity; polynucleotide 3'-phosphatase activity; double-stranded DNA binding
Source: RefSeq, a predicted model, not a curated record
AUGGCCGAGGGGGGAGCUAAAAGAGCCGCCUCCCCCACUCGCGCAAUCUCCCCACCCCCACUGCGCCGGAAAGUCGACUCAACCGUGAACAAGAAAUCCGUUGCCUCUUUCUUUACACCUGCCUCCCAGAAGAAACCAGAACCUCUUACAUGGCGCGUUCUCGGUACCAGUCUCAUUGUUGGGAGAUAUACAGCGGAAAAGCAAGCCCAGAAACCGCCUGCGGAGCGCCAAAAGAUAGCGGCAUUUGACCUAGACUCGACCGUGAUUAAAACCGCGUCGGGCAAUGUAUUCCCCAAGUCAGCAACAGACUGGAGAUGGUGGCAUGCUGCUGUACCCGGUCGUCUUCGAGAACUUAACUCUGAAGGUUUCCAGGUAGUGAUCCUCUCGAACCAGAAAAAGAUCAGCAUACAAAAAGAUCUAAAGGGUGGACGAAGCGACUCGAAGAGCUUGGCCAUGUUUAAAGAGAAAAUUACGGCCGUUAUGACCGAGCUUGAUAUCCCAUUGAGCGUCUACGCGGCCACGACCGACCCACUAUAUCGAAAACCGCGGCCGGGCAUGUGGCGCGAAUUCUUGGAUGACUAUGACCUUGAUAUCGCGGGCGUCGAUCUGCCGGGGUCAUUCUUUGUUGGCGAUGCCGCGGGACGGCCGGGUGAUCAUUCGGCAGUGGAUCGUGGGAUUGCUACCAAUAUCGGGAUCGCAUUCAAAACACCAGAGGAGUUUUUCCUCGGCGAGGAGCCGGCGCCAGUGACUGGAGUUUUUGACCCCACGUCGUACAUGAAGCCCGAUCCAGACGAGCCCGGCCCGUCACCCUUUUCCCGCAUGCAUCCCGUCGAGCUCGUCAUCUUUUGUGGUAGCCCGGGUGCGGGCAAGUCAACAUUCUAUUGGAACCACCUGAAACCACUCGGCUACGAGCGGGUGAAUCAAGACAUUCUCAAAUCACGCCCCAAGUGUCUGAAAGUGGCUCGUGAGCACCUUGAGGAGAAGAAAUCUGUGGCUGUCGACAACACCAAUGCCGACCCAGAGAUCAGGGCUCACUGGACGGCCCUGGCAAAAGAACUGGAUGUCCCCAUUCGCUGUGUGCAGUUUAUUUCUUCUCCCGGGUUGUGCCAGCAUAACAACGCUGUCCGAGCUGCCAACAAGGAACUGAACCCCGAGUCCAGGGCUUCGCUGCCCGGGAUUGCAUUCGGCGACUUUGCACGCCGUUUCAAGGAACCUACUCUCGACGAAGGGUUCGCCGAUAUCGUUCCAGUAAAGUUCCAGUUCCAGGGCAGUGAAGAGGCAAGGAACUUGUGGGGGCAGUACUGGGUUUGA